Messenger RNA from Penicillium oxalicum, 993 nucleotides. Its product is annotated as phosphatase PAP2 family protein. The record is from RefSeq and is a predicted model, not a curated record. NCBI's taxonomy places the organism in Eukaryota, Fungi, Ascomycota, Eurotiomycetes, Eurotiales, Aspergillaceae. Gene Ontology annotation, biological process: inositol phosphoceramide metabolic process; sphingolipid biosynthetic process. The transcript is spliced from 3 exons. Bases 1 to 993 code for a protein of 330 amino acids. Gene Ontology annotation, cellular component: inositol phosphoceramide synthase complex. Gene Ontology annotation, molecular function: inositol phosphoceramide synthase activity.
AUGGGGGCUCUGAAGAAUGUCUUGGAGCCGCUUGCCAUUGCCUCUUUACUCACGUUAGGUGCCUGGAUCAAUAGAACUGUCUGUCCUCGCUUUGAUGUUGAAGACCCUGUUCGGACACCAUUUCUGCGUCACGAACCCACGGAAGGAUCCUGGGAUGACGGAGAUGUGUCUACGGAAGAAGCCGCGUUUAAGGCACACCGGCGCAAAUCACGACUCAAUAUUCCAUCACGUGUGCUGAAAAAGUUUCCCUUCAUUUUGGAGAUUUGGUACUGGCUUUUGAUCUAUUGGGUCUACCAAGGCGCCCGUGCCGUCUCAGCACGCCUCAUCGACGGCAAUGAAGCUACUUUUGCCAAGGCAGAGAAACACGCGAUCCAGCUCCUUCAUCUCGAGCACAUUCUCAAAAUCGAUAUCGAGCUCACCCUUCAGCAAUUCAUCCUCACCCAAGCCCCCCGGGUAAUGCGCGUGCUUGCGAUCAUUUACUACUCUCACAUCGUCGUCGGGGUCGCAUUCUACGUCUACAGCUACACGUCAUUUCCACGCCGCCGAUAUGAAGCGAUCCGACGCUCCCUGGCACUGAUGAACAUCUUUGCCUUUUUCAUCGUGACUCUUUGGCGAUGCACGCCUCCACGUCUGCUUCCUAAGGAAUUUGGAUUUGACGAUGUGCUCCACAAGAGUACGGCAGGAUCCGCCUGGACGCACAAUAAGUUCCAAUUGACCAUCGCUGCGAUGCCGUCGCUCCAUUUCGGAGCGUCGGUCUUCCUUGCGUGUUGCACUGUGGCGUUCAGUCCGCACACGAUGCUUCGGUUGAUCGCGCCGGUUUGGCCCAUGAUGAUGGGGUUGACGGUGGUUGCGACAGCAAAUCAUUUUGUUCUUGACAUGGUGGUCGGCGUUGCGGUCGUCGCGAGUGCGUAUGGGUUAAAUCGGGUGAUGUUGGUUCUGUUGCCGGUCGAGAAGGUCUUCCUCCGCUGCCUUCGGUUGGAGAAGCCUCGGUAG